GCUAGCGCUGAGGAUGUCGAGAACCUGGGCAUUGCCGGUUACUACAAUCUGUUGUACUUCUCGCGCUUUAUGCUCUAUCUUGAACUCGGCUAUGAACCCAAUUCUGUACAACCUAAUGUCCUCCAAGUUUCGCAGUGGUUUCUGGAGGCUGUUGCUCACUUGUCUGGGACAGCGGCCUCAUCACCAUCAUCGACACCAUUACCAUCAGAGGCAAAAUCCAACAGCAGGAGGAAGUGGGCGAAACACGUCCAGGCGUCAAGAACAAGAUGCCGAGGAGGGAGCUACGUUGGCGGGAUCGUCCACUGCUCGGCAUCCACGUCGAACUCUUCGCCGCGAGGCCACCUUCCUUAUCAACUCCAUAUCCACCUCCUCUGGCACGGAUCGCACAACAUCCUCGUCGACGUGGCGCAGCAAUAGCUUGUCCGUUUCAGGCUUGAGCGAACGGGAACGGGGCAUCCUGGGAGCUGCCAUCAUUGGUACAACAGCUGCCACCGUUACUACUGCAUGCCUGCAGGAGCGACGAGCCAGCAAAAUCUGAAAACCAACCUACGAAUCCUUCGAACCCAUUACUGCCGGCCACCGUUUAAGUAUUUAGUUGAAUUCCAACAGCAAAUAGUCAUAGUUUUAGAAGAAAUUUUGUUGUAAAGA
This is a messenger RNA of Drosophila eugracilis, 648 nucleotides long. Its product is annotated as galanin receptor type 3-like. The record is from RefSeq and is a predicted model, not a curated record. Gene Ontology annotation, cellular component: membrane. Bases 14 to 538 code for a protein of 174 amino acids. Gene Ontology annotation, molecular function: thyrotropin-releasing hormone receptor activity. The transcript has a single exon. Lineage: Eukaryota; Metazoa; Arthropoda; Insecta; Diptera; Drosophilidae. Gene Ontology annotation, biological process: G protein-coupled receptor signaling pathway.